GCCAGUGCUACGUUCAACACCCCAUUUCCAUCCCAAAGCAGUGCUGCCGUGUGUGUGUUACUGUGUGCUUUCCAUCACAGAACUGUUACUUCGCACACUGAUUACACUCCCUUGUUGAGGUGAAUUGUGUCUCGUCCUACACCGUUGGCAAGCUUGAUCUCAGCAGUAUUAAGUGAGACCAUCAUCGUCAGGCUCACACAGAGAAAGCUACAAGCGCGUAGAGAAGGCUCUAGCGAAGGCUCCAGCGAAGCAGAGCACGGAAGGAAAGAGCUGGGCUCAAGAUGACGACGCCCGUGACGCAGAUCUACAAGAGAACAGAGGUUGUAGGCCGUGGUAAGUUUGGCAUUGUAUACAAAGGCAUACACAGGGCCACAGGGCAGAUCUUCGCCAUCAAGGUGCUGAACUUGGACACGUCCGAGGAUGAGGUGAAGGAUGUGCAGCAGGAGAUCCAGUUCCUGUCCCACCUGAAGCAGGUGCCGAACGUGACACGGUACUACGGGAGCUAUCUGAACGGAACCAAGCUGUGGAUCAUCAUGGACUACUGUGCCGGUGGCUCGCUACGUACGCUGCUGAAGCCUGGACGCAUAGAUGAGAGGUACAUUGGAGUGAUUGUGAGGGAGCUGCUAGUGGCUCUGCAGUACAUCCACAGGCAGAAUGUGAUCCACAGGGACAUCAAGGCUGCGAACGUGCUGAUAUCGAACGAUGGACGAGUACAGCUGUGUGAUUUUGGAGUCGCCGCACAGCUGUCGUCCACGAGUCUCAGGAGGAACACCAUGGCGGGCACUCCCUACUGGAUGGCUCCCGAGGUGAUCAUGGAAGGCACUUCGUACGACGUGAAGGCAGAUAUAUGGUCUCUUGGUAUAACGAUCUACGAAAUAGCCACAGGGAACCCACCGUACUGUGACAAAGAGGCCAUCAGGGCGAUGCAGCUCAUCACCAAGUCCAAGCCUCCGAGACUGGAGGGAAAGCAACACUCGCAAUUACUGAAGGAGAUCAUUGCCCUGUGCCUGGAUGAGAAUCCUGAGGAGAGGCUGAGCGCAGAGGAGCUCCUGAAGACCAAGUUCGUCAAGUUCCACAAGAACUCGUCAACUUCAAUGCUCAAGGAGCUGAUCUCCAGGUAUUUGAUCUGGAGAGAGAAGAAGACAUCGAGGGAGAGCGUACUGAUGAAUGCGGAGGAUGAGCAGGGAGAGAGCGAGAUUGAGGUGAAAUGGGACUUUGAUUCUCUCAACAGCAACGAAUACAUCAUAGAGAAUGACAUCAACGUCAGCAGCAUCAACAACAACAACAACGUUGAUGGUGGUAAUGCACAGCAGGAGGACUACUUCAACCUGGAUGGAGGCAAAGACUUUGACGAUGGUGACGACGUUUUCUCCACGGGAUACCCAGGGGCCAUGAACAACAGUGCACACGUAACGCUGAACAAUCGAACAGCGACAGGUGGAGGAAGUAACAUCACCUACAGUAAGAAUACAGUAACGUACAACACGAACAUCGGGUCAACCUUCAAGGCAAACGGGACUCUGAAUAAGGCUCCCAAAUCCUUGCUUCAUCUGUUUGAGGACCCUAAUGAGGAAGAUGACGGUGAUGAAGAUGCUACAGGCCAUCAAGUGACAACUGCCACGGACAUUUCACUUCCAAGGAUUGCAUCAUCGAUAGCAGUGCAUUCCAACUCUACUAACACUGCCACUGCGUCGAACUCCAGGGUGACAACGCCAAUUGUCGAGAUUGAGAUACCCACAAUGGAGGAUAUCGAAUGUAUGCCAUCUACUCAGCAGAAAGAAGAAGGAGCAAAGACAAGAUCCAGGGCCAACACGCUUGUUCACACACAGUCGGCACCUGUUAUCGAGACAAAGAGAUCUUUGGACCCAGGAUUGCAGAGAAGACCAACCUUGGUGAAUUCUCUGAGUACACUUCCCCAGAUUCCCCAGAGCCCUAAUCAAAGUGCAGCUCAAAGACACACACCAAGUAGCUCUGGGCCUUCAGCUGGACCUGGCCAUUCAGCUCCUCCUCCUAUGAUGAGAAUGACACCUUCACCAAAGAGGGAAGUCGCAAGAGAUGUGCUGGUAUUCCCAUCUCCGUCGAAGGGCAGUUUGGUUAACGGUUCACCAUCGAAACCUAACCUUUCGAUGAAGGCGAUUGCUUCUCCAAAUAAUCCAUCACCGUUAUUGCAACCUCUGAACAGCAUACAAACCUCAUCAACAACGUCUUCCACAGCAGCUUCAGCAGCCCCCCCUGUUGCACAGAAUGGAGCGAAACCACCAACGGUGGGCCUCAAACGUAACCAUCAAAACUUACGCUUACAGAUGCCAACACCGACUGGAGGCUCAUUCCCAAGGUUGCUACACUCGAAUUCGAAUGCUGAAGAAGGAGGAGAUGAAAAUCUGAACCAGUUUGGAGUGAAUGUAUCAAACACUUCAAACGUUCCGAUGGCUAUGACGCCGCUAACUGAAAAGCCAACAUUGACAACUUCAGGAGAUCUUUAUGGCUCUGCUGGUGGAAAUAUCUCAAAGAGACGACCAACCAUCACUCAGCAACAACCACCUCUUCCAACUCAAUUGCUACAACCUCAAGGACCACCUACGAUGCCACUACUGGGCCAACGAACAAACUCCACGGUCAGCAGUUCGCAGAGCUCUGUUGAUGGUGGAUCUGUCAGUACAGUGGUUACUGAUCCCAGAAAUCCAAUUGGCAUGGAUCUUGGAGUGUUUAUGGACGUGGACGGUUCCAACGAUAAGCUACAGAAUGAGAUGAUCAAGAUGCUCAAUGGAUUAAACACUGUUUUGGGUGAUUUAGAAGAGAGGCUAAUUGCUUUGAACGAAUGAUGAUAGAACGGCUUAGACUUGCGGUUAUUUGUACGAAAGAGAAAAUAAGAAUCAUAUGGUCAUUUUAU
Messenger RNA from Williopsis jadinii, 2890 nucleotides. RefSeq names its product putative serine/threonine protein kinase KIC1 (gene KIC1). The record is from RefSeq and is a predicted model, not a curated record. Lineage: Eukaryota; Fungi; Ascomycota; Saccharomycetes; Phaffomycetales; Wickerhamomycetaceae. Gene Ontology annotation, biological process: protein phosphorylation. The transcript has a single exon. The coding region runs from base 282 to 2822 and encodes 846 amino acids. Gene Ontology annotation, molecular function: protein kinase activity; ATP binding.